AUCGUAAGCCGCUACCUUGGCGGAGCGACUUAUGCUAUGCGUAACAUAACGAGUGAUUUUACGUAACGACGUGAAUGUGUAUUUAUGAUUAAGUUUACAUUACGUUAAUAUAUCCCGUUUUUGAGCGAGAUUUGCCUCGAGAAUGAGCAAACAUGCCUCGAAAGCGUGAAAGAGAUGCCGAGAAUUAGCAUAUGAAAUAACGAGCAACCAAGAAGCGAUGGCGUAAUCUCUUGCGGCUUUUUGCAUAACAGUGCAUGCAAAACAUAACUCGCGUGACAGCGCACGUUAUGCACGUUACACGAACGCUAAAUUGCAAUCGUAAUUAGAUAUCCGGUACAUUUUUGCGGCUAUCGGCUGUCGCGCCGGUGUCACGUCAGCGCAAUUUUUAUAUCCGCUAAAAAAUUCCGCCGGUCAGUCGGUUCGUCCUGAUAUCGCCAGCUACACGUAGAAUUAGUGUUCGCAUGUAUUCAAGCCGGGAUUGUGCGAUAAGCUUUUUGCGAAUUGACGCGAACGACGACGCGGACGUAAUCGUUCGUAUUCGGAAGCGCGCGCGGAUACGUGUGUAUCGCUCCACAUGCCUCGAUAUCGCCGUCGCGACUUUAAGAUCCUCCGUGUCGGCGAACAAAAACGUGAUGUAUCCGUACGUGAGCAACGAGAGCGGACGGAUAAUGAUACUGGACCCAGGUGGAUUUACGGAAACGUGUUUGGUUUUCUCGUGGAAGUAGAUUAUUUAGACGCGAUUGCGGCUACAUCUCGACUCGUUCAAGGAGCACGUGAGUUAUAAGAUAUAUUACUCGAAAUAAGAGCGUAAAAAAGAUCACGCGAUCGCUCGGAGAGAAGUUUCUUUUUCUCCCGCGAGAAGACCGUUAGGUUUGAAUAUCCGCGUUUUUUAAAACUAUAUACGCGUUCAGUCAUAUUCGUUCCGUAAUAACUUGUGUGUACAGUGUGAAAUUGAGUUCGUUUGUCGAUGAUCGAAAUGCCAUUGGGAAAGUGAGCGCGUGAUAUUGGUUAUUCAGAUUAACAUUCGUCUGUAGUAUUGAAAAACAAACGUAUUAGAUACUUCAUUUAUAUAACACAUCUUUAUAAUGCAAAGUACCAUGCCUCUGCAAAUAUAAUGUCGCGAACAUCGGCAGGUCCGAUCCAUUGGCCAUCGAAAUGGCUACAUACUGGUAUUCUGUCUUGUUGUGUUGUGGAUUCGUCACCCUCACGAACGGUUUGUUUCGGACACGCGGAUUACUGCCUCCGUUGGAAGAUCCUAAUAAAGUGUUGGGAAACUACGUGAAGGAAAAUGAUUAUCCAUUUGAACUUCAUUUCGUGACAACCAAAGACGGAUAUGUAUUAGCUCUGCACAGGAUACCUCCCAGUGAUCCGAAUAAAUUAAACAUUCCAAAUCGGCGAGUAGUGUUAAUUAUGCAUGGAUUACUAGGAUCUUCGGCCGAUUGGAUAAUAACGGGUCGCAAUCGUUCAAUCGCCUUCCUCUUGUCUGACAAUGGUUAUGACGUGUGGCUCGGCAACGCUCGUGGAAGCACAAACUCGAAAAAUCACACGAAACUCUCCAUACAAAGCGCUAAAUUUUGGGACUUUAGUUGGCAUGAGAUGGGUCUGUACGAUACACCUGCUAUGAUAGACUACAUAUUGGAAUAUACCAGCCAGAAAAAACUAUUUUACAUAGGCUUCUCUCAAGGAACAACGCAGUUUUGGGUUACGAUGUCUCUCAUGCCGGAAUACAAUGAAAAAAUUAAACUUAUGUCCGCCUUAGCUCCGGUUGCUUACACGGGACACAUCACUGGUCUGUUGAAAACCCUCAGUUACCUUGCUUAUUUUUUCAGGGGAUUAUACAAGUACACUGGAUACUUUGAGCUUUUGUCAAGUACAUUCCUAAUGAAACGGAUGUCGUAUGCUAUAUGCAGGAAAGGUGUAAUAACUCAGCCUCUCUGCGAGAUAUUAAUCUAUUUGGUUGGCGGUUUCAGCAAAGGUGAAUUUGAUCACGUGGAUGUGGGGAAGUUUUUGCAAUUCACUCCCGCGGGAUGUUCGUUUAAACAAUUAGUCCACUAUGCGAUGGGUGUUCAAAAUCCAGGACAUUUUCGAUCCUAUGAUUACGGCAUGUUGUCGAAUAUUAGGAACUAUAGGCGAAUUGUACCGCCUGAAUACCCUGUGCACAAAAUUACAGCCCCGAUAGUCCUGUACGUCGGUUUGAACGAUUGGCUGGGUCAUCCAAAGGAUGUUGAGAUAUUGAAGAAAAAAUUGCCGAAUCUUGUGGAGGAGUAUACGGUGACGCUAAAGAAAUUGAAUCACUUUGACUUUCUGUUUGGCCUGCACAUACGAGAUCUUGUUUACGAACAUGUAAUUGAAAAGAUGAACUCCAUUCCAUAAGGAUUAGUGAUCAGUGAUUCCAGUCCGAUUUCCCUUUACCCGCAAAGGCUACAUUGCGAACGCGCAGAGCCGUCGUGGGAAGGAGAGACACGGUUACUUCGACUGAUCUUCUCGCAUUGCGUAACUUUAUCUCGUGUCCUUCUCACAUGUAAUCAUAUAAACUUUGUACGUUGUCCGCUCGUGCAUCGUGUACAGCAUUAAUCAAGAUAUGACGAUGCUGUCUUUUUCUCUCUCUUUUUCUGCUCUUUUGCUUUUUAUUAUUAUAAGAAAAAAAGAGAGAAACCUCUGCGCAUAAUCGAUCGAUAUUUAUAUAUAUAGCCUUAUGUGUAUCAUUAUUUAUUGUACCAUGCAGUUUUAUACACUAUUUAAGAAGAUUGAAUGUGAUAUAUUCAAAAUAUGUAACUGUAUACACAUUGCGCUGAUACGUUGACGAACUGAAUCAUAGUGAAAUCGUUGAAGCCGAGUGGAAGCCAGUGGAAGAUGCUGAAACAAAAUAAGAUUUCUAGGACUCCUGGUUGAAAUACAGGCGCUCGUAGCACAGUCAAUCUACAUGAUCAUCGAUCAGUGAUCUCGGCAGAAUAUUCUUUUUUUUUAACAUUGUUCUUUUCUUUUCCUCUUAGCAAAAUCCGAAUUUACUUUUUCGAUUCUUAAGUCGUUUGUGUUAGAAGUACAAAUUGAUUUGUUUGUCGAUUGAAUACAAAUUCAUACACCCUAUUCACUGCUUUCUGAGUUCAAUAUGUUAGUACAAUAUAAUUACAUAACGCUUACUUGUAAAUAUAUAUUUAUAUAUAUAUAUAUAUAAUUAUAUUAAAAUAUGAUAAAUUAAA
Odontomachus brunneus is the source of this 3200-nucleotide messenger RNA. RefSeq names its product lipase 3-like. The record is from RefSeq and is a predicted model, not a curated record. The transcript has 10 exons. Gene Ontology annotation, biological process: lipid metabolic process. Lineage: Eukaryota; Metazoa; Arthropoda; Insecta; Hymenoptera; Formicidae. Bases 1156 to 2373 code for a protein of 405 amino acids. Gene Ontology annotation, molecular function: hydrolase activity, acting on ester bonds.